Sphaeroforma arctica JP610 is the source of this 524-nucleotide messenger RNA. RefSeq lists its product as hypothetical. Lineage: Eukaryota; Ichthyosporea; Ichthyophonida. The transcript is spliced from 4 exons. The annotation marks the transcript as partial. The record is from RefSeq and is a predicted model, not a curated record.
AUGGAGGGCUUCGUCAUGGAACUGCAGCGCGAGUUCCCCGACCUGCACCCAGUCACGGCAGAGCGUUUCAUUAUCUCUCAAGACUGCAACAUGAAAGAGGCAAUCAAAGCCAGGAGGGAGUUUGAAGAGAUCACCUACGCCUGGAACAUCCUGACCAACACGGAUAUGCUACAUAUGUUUCAAAUGGGGAUGUUCUACCUACACGGCGUCACACGCGAUAACGCACCGCUGGUGGUGAUCCGCUUUGAACGAUUAAAUUUGAAGUUGAUGAAGCCGAUUGAAAUUUGUCAAUUCGUAGAUUAUGUGCUGAGGCGGAUAGACCGGAUUGCCCCAGCAUACCAGCGUGUGGCUAUUAUCAUGGACUUCCACGGCUUUCAAUACUCCAAGCAGGUGGACUUCGGUUUCUACUCCGAAGCUGCGGGAACGUUAGCCAAGACAAUGGUGGAGGUGUUGGAUAAGGUGUACUGUGUCAAUACACCCCUGACAAUCCGUAGUGUCUGGAUGUUUGUCGCCACGUUUCUCAA